AUGGCGACUUGGAUAACGUUACAGCCUCCAAUUUCAUGUUAUUUACGGCUCGUGCCAUCAUCAUCGUCACGAUCAUCGCCGUCGCCGGAUCUUAGCUCGUCGCGUCGACGUCACCGUUGUCUUUUAAAGCCGUUUCGAUGCGUUCCAUUUCAGCAACAAGAGCUCCAGCUCGAGGAGUCGCAGGGAGACGACGAGGCGGUGAUUUUGUGUGAGGAUUGUAACGGGAGAGGAUGGUUGCUCUGCGAUUUCUGUAAAGGGCAGAAAACAAAUGUGAAAUCUGAGAACAAGAGAAUCUAUCGCCGAUGCCCGACUUGUAGAGCUGUGGGAUAUGUGUUGUGUAAAAAGUGUAAAGUGUUCAAAUGUGUCACAUUUCCUAAUUCAGAAGACGGUGAAGAGCUUUUGUUCUAA
Messenger RNA from Microthlaspi erraticum, 408 nucleotides. Lineage: Eukaryota; Viridiplantae; Streptophyta; Magnoliopsida; Brassicales; Brassicaceae. The record is from the annotation of a GenBank genome assembly.